GACGAGGGUAAGUCCCACGCGUGGGAUUUUCGUGCGCAUCUUUCUCGCGCACCCUGUAGGUCCCCACUACUGUGCUAGCGCAAAGGCCAUGCGCCAAGCAAGGAAUGCGCUAACGGCUGCGCACUAGAACGCAACCGAGGAGUGGGGACUAGAGGGACUCUUGUCUGGCAUCGCUGGCCUCAGUAGUAGUCUCGCUGUCAGACGGGCCACUCGACAGCGUGAAUUUUAUUUUCUGCGUUACAAAAUUGGUAUUCACUGAAAUUUUAAAAUUUCAUUGAGUCAAUUAAAUUUUUUGCCCCCAUGUGACCCUUAACCGGGGUAUUCACUGAAGUUGCCAAAUUCAAAAUUUCAGUGAAUACCUCCUCGGGCUUCUCCCGAUACUUUUUGGUUAAGGUUUACAUGGGGGCUAAACAUUUAAGUGACUACAUACAAUUUUCAAUUUCAGUGAAUAUCAAUUUCGUAACGCAGAAAAUAACACUCACCCUGUCGACUGGUUUCUCUGACAGCGGGAUUGCUACUGAGGCAGUUACCGAGUCGGUUGACGGGCAGACACCCCCAUUGCGUGUGGCGCCCUCCCUCUCUUGGGGUGCAAUACUACGAUGCCGCUGAGAUCACUGCAACCACCAGAACUGUGCCUCUACCUUAGUCAAUCCUCUUUGACCAUACAUUUGUAGAAUCAAACGACCUUACGUCACAGAGGACAUUGAAAAAGGUCAAUUCAAAUGCCUGGAUAGUAUAUGAAAUCUUCGCGCCGAGGUCGUCCAUUGAAAAUGGCGCAGAUGGUGAGGUGUAGAGUCGGCCUGUUAUCAUUGAGAUCUCUAAAAAAUCCAGUGUCACGUAUUAUUCUCCCAGAGAAAUACCAGAGAUUAUGUUUUCACACGAGUUGGUUACUGAAUGUCAAGGGGAAAGAGGUGCUGAUGCCCUCUCUUUCUCCAACCAUGGAGACGGGGACAAUCGUCAAGUGGAUGAAGAAAGAGGGUGACCCGAUUCAGCCAGGAGAUGCACUGGCUGACAUACAGACUGAUAAAGCUGUCAUGACGUUUGAAAUGGACGAUGAGGGUACCCUUGCAAAAAUUGUCGUACCUGAGGGCACCAAAGACAUCAAGGUGGGAACCCUCAUUGCCCUCACUGUCGAACCUGACGAGGACUGGAAGAGCGUGGAAAUGCCUGGGGGCACUGCAGUAUCUGCACCUACUCCGUCAGCCCCUUCUGCUGGAGCUGCUCCUGUCCAAGAGGCAGAACCACCUGCUGGACAAGUGAAUGUUGCAAUGCCAGCAUUAUCUCCAACCAUGACAUCAGGAACGAUCGUCAAGUGGUUGAAGAAGGAGGGAGAUGAAAUAUCCCCUGGUGAUGCCAUCGCAGAUAUUCAAACAGAUAAGGCGGUAAUGACAUUUGAGAUGGACGAAGAAGCCGUUCUUGCGAAAAUUCUGGUUGAAGAGGGAUCCCAGGUGGAGGUGGGACAGUUGAUAGCAGUGACAGUAGAGAGAGGAAUGGAUCCAAAAUCCAUCGUCAUCCCCACAGCCACGAAACCUUCGGCAAAACCCACAGCUUCAGCAUCGAAACCUGCAGGUUCCCCUGCUGCUUCCUCUAAGGUCUCUUCUCCCUCAGCUGGUAGUCAACCACCUCCCAGUGGACAGGUGUAUGGACUGGCUGUGAAACGAUUACUGGAGGAGUACGGACUCAGCUCUGGAUCUGUCAAGGGCACUGGCAGGCCCAAUCGUCUCCUCAAAAGUGAUGUGCUUUCAUAUAUUCAACAGAAUAAUCUUCAGCGAGUAGAGCCAGGGGCUGCAGCAGCACCUGCGAAAGCAGGAGCUCCUAGUACUCCUUCAGCACAGCCCAGAGUCUCAGCUCCACGAAAAUCAGGGCCCUCAACUUACAGAGAUCUCGAAAUAUCGAACAUCAGAGCAGUUAUUGCUAAACGACUUGGAGAGUCUAAGCGCGACAUUCCUCAUUCGUACGCAACAGUCGAUGUGAGAAUCGACAAACUCACCGAAACACGUGAAUCGCUCAAAUCCGAAGGCAUCAAAGUCUCUGUCAACGAUUUUGUCACGAAAGCUGUGGCUCAUGCUCUUCUCCAAUGUCCUGACAUCAAUAGUUUAUACAAAAACGGACAGACAGUGAGAAUGCAGAAUAUCGAUGUAUGUGUGGCGGCCUCAACCCCCGCAGGGCUCAUCACGCCAAUUGUAUUUAAUACUGUCAGUAAAAGCUUGAGUGACAUCUCCAAAGACAUCAGAACACUCGUCGGUAAGGCGAGCGAGGGUACUCUAAAGCCUAAUGAAAUCCAGGGCGGAACUUUCACGAUAUCGAAUCUAGGGAUGCUUGGGAUUAAAGAGUUUUCGGCUAUAAUAAAUCCUCCACAGACUGCCAUUCUCGCUGUGGGAACUGGUCGUGAAGUUCUGGACACUGCACUCAGAAGGGUAUCGCUAAUGAGUACGACUUUGUCGUACGACAGUCGAGCCAUUGAUGAGGAUCAGGCUGGGGAUUUCUUGGCGGUUCUCAGGUCCAUUCUGGAGGAUCCAGCAUUGCUCACUGUGGGGAGGGGUCAACAAGCUAUGAGACACCGGCGUUAGAUAUCAAAAUUUAAUUGGACUCGUGCCAUACUGCCAAGUGUGAUCGGACCGACGAACAAAGUGUUCAUGAUCCAAAGACCGAGAGAAAGAGAAAACGAUCUUGAGGAUUUCUCCGAUAGAGCCCUUAGGCUCAGAAUAUUAGAAUGCAAAAAAAAAUCAUUCAGCACACUGCAUAAUUCGGUAAUAUUAAUUUGCACACUAGGGCAAUAUUGAAUGAUAUCUAUUUGAGCUGCUGUAUAAAACAAAAUUAACCGGGAAAUUGAUAUUCCCUGGCACAUGUGGGGAAUAACUAACUAGAGUGGAAUCAUUGGCUCCGUCAAUGUAAUUGUAAAUAAACUAUUUAUUGACCCACAA
This is a messenger RNA of Fopius arisanus, 2924 nucleotides long. Its product is annotated as dihydrolipoyllysine-residue acetyltransferase component 1 of pyruvate dehydrogenase complex, mitochondrial. Gene Ontology annotation, cellular component: pyruvate dehydrogenase complex; mitochondrion. Gene Ontology annotation, biological process: pyruvate decarboxylation to acetyl-CoA. Bases 738 to 2570 code for a protein of 610 amino acids. The transcript is spliced from 9 exons. NCBI's taxonomy places the organism in Eukaryota, Metazoa, Arthropoda, Insecta, Hymenoptera, Braconidae. The record is from RefSeq and is a predicted model, not a curated record. Gene Ontology annotation, molecular function: acyltransferase activity.